GGGGUGGUCAGAUGUACUACAUGUUUGGGUUUCUCCUGCUGGCAUUUGUGGUACUGGUUGUGGUGUGUGCCCAGACCUCCAUCCUCCUCUGCUACUUCCACCUCUGCUCUGAGGACUACCGCUGGUGGUGGCGCUCCUUCUUCUCCACUGGCACCACGGCCUUCUACCUAUUCUUGUUCUCUCUCCAUUACUUUGUGUACAAGACGACCAUCACAGGCGGGCUGUCCUACUUUGUCUUCUUUGGAUACACGUUCAUCAUGGUCUUUCUCUUCUGGAUUCUCUCUGGUACCAUAGGUUUUUUGGCAUGCCUGCUGUUUGUUCGUAAGAUAUACGCCAUCGUCAAGAUAGACUGAUAUUUGAGCUCUGAUUAGAGGAGUCCCUCGUAAUGUUGCUCAUUAAAUAGAGUAAAGUUUGACUUUAUCAUAGUUACACUAUGCUGCUGUGAUUCUCUUUCUCUCACUCUUACAAUGAUACAUUCCAUUAGUAUAAUAAUGCUUCUUUGCCGAAAUUCUCCAUCAA
This is a messenger RNA of Geodia barretti, 519 nucleotides long. The record is from the annotation of a GenBank genome assembly. NCBI's taxonomy places the organism in Eukaryota, Metazoa, Porifera, Demospongiae, Tetractinellida, Geodiidae.